CAUGGGAAGCGCGCUGACGUAAUCGCAGCAGAACCUGUCUUGCUUGCUUUAUGUCUGCGGUCAGAUGAGUCUGAAAUUAAGUCUGAUGUUAAAUCUGACGUUAUGAUGGACAGACAAUCAUAACAGUCACCGCAUCUCCGGCUAUAUAACACGCACGCGGUCGCGCGCGAUGGCGGAGGACGUCAGCGGUGCGACUCCCACCGAGGAGAUGAACGGCUCGGGGAACCUUAUGGAUUUUCUAGAUGAGCCGUUUCCAGACGUGGGAACUUACGAGGACUUUCACACUAUUGACUGGCUGAGAGAGAAAUCCAAAGACACAGACAGACACAGGAAGAUCACUAUUAAGAGUAAAGAAUCCCUCUGGGAGUUUGUUAAGAGUCUACUAGACGCCUGGUCGGGAUGGCUGGUGAUGCUUCUGAUUGGUCUGCUGUCAGGCACAUUGGCUGGAGUGAUUGAUCUGGCUGUUGAUUGGAUGACAGAUCUUAAGGAGGGGGUGUGUCUAUCAGUUUUCUGGUACAGUCACGAGCAAUGCUGCUGGACCUCUAAUGAGACCACAUUCGCCGAUAGAGACAAAUGCCCACAGUGGCAGAAAUGGGCCGAACUGAUGACGGGCUACACGGAGGGCGCUGGGGUCUAUGUGCUGAACUACUUUCUCUACGUGAUGUGGGCUCUCUUCUUCUCUUUUCUGGCCGUGUCUCUGGUCCGAGUGUUCGCCCCCUACGCCUGCGGAUCGGGAAUUCCAGAGAUAAAGACGAUCUUGAGUGGCUUCAUCAUUCGAGGAUACCUGGGGAAGUGGACUCUGCUCAUAAAGACGGUCACGCUGGUGUUGGCCGUAUCGUCUGGUCUCAGUCUAGGAAAGGAAGGCCCGCUCGCCCACUUGGCGUGUUGCUGUGGUAAUCUCUUCUGUAGCCUGUUCUCAAAAUACAGCACGAAUGAAGGGAAACGCCGAGAGGUUCUGUCUGCGGCUGCGGCUGCUGGUGUGUCUGUUGCGUUUGGAGCUCCGAUCGGAGGAGUACUCUUCAGUCUGGAGGAGGUCAGUUAUUAUUUCCCUUUGAAGACUUUAUGGCGUUCUUUCUUUGCCGCGCUGGUGGCUGCCUUCACGCUUCGCUCCAUCAACCCGUUCGGCAACAAUCGUUUGGUUCUGUUUUACGUGGAGUAUCACACACCCUGGUACAUGGCCGAGCUGGUUCCCUUCAUCCUCUUGGGUGUAUUCGGGGGUCUCUGGGGAACGCUUUUCAUCCGCUGUAACAUUGCCUGGUGCCGGCGGCGUAAGACCACGCUGCUGGGGAAAUAUCCGGUGCUGGAAGUGAUCGUGGUCACGGGCAUCACGGCCAUCCUGGCGUUCCCCAACCCGUACACGCGCCGCAGCACCAGCGAGCUGAUCUCAGAGCUGUUUAACGACUGCGGCGCGCUGGAGUCCUCGCAGCUCUGCGAUUACGUCAACAACCCCAAUAUGACCCGACCGGUGGAUGACAUCCCAGACCGACCCGCCGGGCCGGGGGUCUACAGCGCUCUUUGGCAGCUCAUGCUGGCACUCAUCUUCAAGAUAGUCAUUACAAUUUUUACUUUUGGGAUGAAGAUCCCAUCGGGUCUGUUCAUUCCCAGUAUGGCAGUGGGUGCCAUCGCCGGGCGUAUCGUGGGGAUCGCGGUCGAGCAGAUGGCGUAUCACUACCACGAUUGGAUCAUUUUUAAAAACUGGUGUCGCCCAGGUGCCGACUGUGUUACUCCAGGCCUGUACGCAAUGGUCGGUGCUGCUGCGUGUUUGGGUGGUGUGACCCGCAUGACCGUCUCUCUGGUGGUCAUCAUGUUCGAGUUGACCGGUGGUUUAGAAUACAUCGUUCCCCUUAUGGCCGCAGUCGUAACCAGUAAAUGGGUCGCCGAUGCGUUCGGUAAGGAUAGCAUUUAUGAAGCUCACAUCCGGCUCAACGGUUAUCCGUACCUGGACCAAGAUGAGUUCACUCACCGAACGCUGGCGACGGAUGUGAUGCGUCCACGCAGGAACGAGCCUCUGCUGUCCGUUCUCACGCAAGACAGCACCACGGUGGAGGAUGUGGAGACGCUGAUCAAAGAGACGGAUUACAACGGCUUUCCUGUGGUCGUCUCGCGUGAAUCUGAGAGGCUUAUCGGCUUUGUGCAGAGACGAGAUCUUAUCCUGGCCAUUAAAAGUGCCCGUCAGAAGCAGGAUGGCGUUGUGAGUAAUUCAGUGGUUUAUUUUACUGAAGAAGCUCCACAGCUUCCCGCAUCAAAUCCUCAACCGUUGAAACUCAGACGCAUCCUGAAUCUCAGCCCCUUCACCGUCACCGAUCACACGCCCAUGGAGACUGUAGUGGACAUCUUCCGCAAACUGGGGCUUCGCCAGUGUCUGGUCACCCGCAGCGGACGUUUACUAGGAAUCAUUACAAAGAAGGACGUUCUGCGGCACAUGGCCCAAAUGACGAACCAGGAUCCUGAAUCCAUCAUGUUCAACUAACAGCUUUAAUUCUGUUAUUCCAUAUUUACUGCGGUACAUACAGUACAGUACGGUAGUGUCACCAUACAUACACACAUAUAGGACUGUGUGCAGAUAAAAGUGUUUUCUCUCUCAUUGUUUUUAUUUUUUAUUGCUGCUGUUGCCAUAUUUAUUUUUUAUGAACAUAAGUAAUUGUUGUAAUUGAUUUGAUGGGUGCAAUGAAAAUAAGUCACUUUAACAAGUUUUAUUGUGUUGUUAAAGUAAAAAUCACUACAGAUGUAAGACACUACUGAAAGUUUUUUCAAUAAUAUAUCAUUUUUUUAUUUGGAGCGAUGGGUUACAUGUAUUUGCUCUUAUCUAUUAUAAACUAUCACAAUGCAGACGAUCAAUAUGAUCCUGACAAAUCCUAAGUAUGUGUGAUCAACACUAGUGUUGUAAACAUUUUAUUGUGUUUUGUUAUUAUUGGUUAAUUUAAUGUAAAUGUUAAUUUUGAUCAGUACAAUGAUGGUGAUAUUUGCUUUUGUAUUAAAACAUGAAUAUCAUUCUUGUAAAGUAAACGCACAUCUCUGUUACAGUACAGAUAUUUAACAUCCAGUCACUUCAGUAGAUCAAUCUGAAGAAUAAUUAACAAACUCUAGUAUUAUUAUUGUAAUACUUAUUUAAAUAAUAUACUUUAUAAAAUAAUACACAACUCAUUACUUAUCAGAGUCAGUAUAAAUUUAUUUCAUCUUUAUUAGACAACAGUUUCAUUCAGCAUCUUUAAAAUACAACUUGGUACAAAUAUGAGAACAUUAAACUAUAUCUGUAUGUGCUUCAUGUUGACUAAAAACUAUUUCUAGUACCAAACCUUAAUGAUAUGAAUAAAACAUUAAGAUCAAAUAAUAAGCUUACAGUAGCACACAAUGCUGCUUUCACGGAAAUUCAAUGUAUUUUAUUAUUUCUGCUCUUGAUACUCCAGUGGCAAGUAAAAUGAAAACCUGUCUGUAUGGAGUUUACAAUGAUAAAUGUUCAAACAUUAAUAUGCUACGUUGUUGUCACAUUGUGUUACAUGUUUACAUCAAAUUCAUCUCUGAAAUAAACAUGAUUAUUUUGCAUUUUCA
This is a messenger RNA of Paramisgurnus dabryanus, 3549 nucleotides long. It is a transcript of the gene clcn4, whose product is annotated as chloride channel, voltage-sensitive 4. Gene Ontology annotation, cellular component: early endosome; Golgi apparatus; synaptic vesicle. Gene Ontology annotation, molecular function: voltage-gated chloride channel activity. NCBI's taxonomy places the organism in Eukaryota, Metazoa, Chordata, Actinopteri, Cypriniformes, Cobitidae. Gene Ontology annotation, biological process: chloride transport; transmembrane transport. The record is from RefSeq and is a predicted model, not a curated record.